UGGCUGCUUCAAGCUGUCAGGGAAGCGGGCUAUAAAACAGAAAGGGACGGGACUGCGAGAAGGCAAUUGGUACUGAGGAAAGACAUACGGUUUAGUUGGCUGUGUCCUGUCUUCGGAAAAAAACUCUGCCUCACUGAAACUCGGAUGAUUUAAAGCAGAGGACUCACUAAGUAAUGCCAACGGACACUUGGACGUAAGGAGGAAGCUAACUUUUUUUGUUAGGGUGUGUAAAUACGCUUUAAGUCGACAGUGGCAUCAUAAAGUUAUAGUCGAUAUCGGAGUUUCGAGGGUAAUAUUUUGUGCAGAGACAUAUAAAAGAGGGAGGUUUGGGAUGCUGGUUCCUCGCGCGCUCCGCUCCUUGCUGUGCGUGCUGAGCUGCGCGUGGCUGCACACCGGAGCACCCUCGCGGCUCAAGUCCCCCGCUCUGCCCAUCCAGUCUGAGAGAGAACCGCUGCCCUCCAAAGGCUUAACAGGAUGCUCAUUCGGAGGACGAUUCUAUUCCCUGGAUAACACAUGGCACCCAGAUCUGGGAGAGCCCUUCGGUGUCAUGCACUGUGUCCAGUGCAACUGUGAACCUCAAAAGAGUCGCCGUGGCAAGGUUUUGGGGAAAGUUAACUGUAAGAACAUCAAACAGGACUGCCCAGACCUGGACUGUGAGGAUCCCAUCCUGCUGCCAGGGCACUGCUGUAAAACCUGCCGUAAAGGUGAGGAUGACAAGAAACACACAGGCUCUGUGCUGGACAGCUUUGAGUAUUUCCAUGAGAAGGGCAAGGAUAAGGAAGAUGACCUCCACAAAUCAUACAACGACCGAUCCUACCUUAGCUCUGAAGAGUUGGGUCCCAGGGAGAGCCGUACUGACUUUGUUGCAGUGUUGACAGGAGUGACAGAAUCAUGGCUGCCCAGCUCCAAUGGUGUUGCCAGAGCUCGCUUCUCUCUGACCAGAACUAGCCUGACCUUCUCCAUCACAUACCAGAGAAUGGGCCGCCCCAGUAAAAUAGGCUUCCUGGAUUCAGAUGGGACCAUUGUUUUUGAGUACAGAGUCCCCAAGGGACAGUCGGACAUGAUCUGUGGAGUAUGGAAGAACCUGGCUAAGCCUCAAAUGCGACAGCUGCAGUCUGAGCAGAUACGCAUCAGCAUGACCACAUCUACGGGCAGACGAGAAGAAGUGGAGGGGAAGAUCAUCAAACACAGGGCACUGUUUGCUGAGACAUUCAGUUCAACACUGACAUCGGAGGAGGAGAACUCAGGCAUGGGAGGCCUCGCCAUGUUGACGCUGAGUGACACAGAGAACAACCUCCACUUCAUCCUCAUCCUUCAAGGCCUCAUCCAACAAAAAGACAAAGAGCCCAUUUUGGUGCCCAUCCGAGUCCAGCUUGUCUACCGACAACACAUCCUGAGAGAGAUCCGAGCCAACAUCACCUCUCAUGAUCCAGACUUUGCAGAGGUGCUGACAGACCUGAAUAGCCGAGAACUCUUCUGGUUGUCUCGUGGUCAGCUGGAGAUCACCGUGGCAACCGAGGGUCAGGGGCCGCGAAAAAUCUCUGGAUUCAUCACCGGCAGGAAAUCUUGUGACACUAUUCAGAGUGUGAUGUCCAGCAAUGACGCAUUGACCCCGGGGAAGACAGGAGGUGUGGGAUCGGCUAUCUUCAACCUCCAUGAUAACGGUACACUGGACUACCAGGUUCAGGUCGCAGGUCUCACCAGUGAGUUUGUUGGCAUAACUAUCGAGUUGAAGCCACGGCGGCGGAACAAGCGAACUGUGCUGUAUGACCUGACGCCAGAGUACAACAAGGCCACAGGCCGGGCGCUGGGCAGCUGGAGCCGCCUGGAGGCGCGACACAUCCACAUGCUGCUGCAGAACGAACUGUUUAUCAACGUGGCCACGACACACGGCCAGGAGGGGGAGCUGAGGGGGCAGAUUAGGGCCCUGCUCUACAGCGGCCUGGAGACACCCAGACAUGAGUUGCCCACUCCUCUGGCUGGCCACUUUGUAUCUCCACCAGUAAAAACUGGUGCCUCUGGCCAUGCCUGGGUGUCCGUGGACAAACAGUGUCACCUGCAUUAUGAAAUCGUUGUCACAGGCCUUAGCAAGGCUGACGACCUCACUGUGAAUGCCCAUCUUCACGGACUGGCUGAGAUUGGAGAAAUAGAUGACAGCAGCACUACUCACAAAAGGCUGCUGACUGGCUUCUACGGCUCACAGGCUCAGGGAGUGUUAAAGGAAAUCAGUCUUGAGUUACUGCAACACCUGGACCAAGGAACAGCCUUCAUCCAGGUCAGCACCAAGAUGAACCCCAGAGGAGAAAUACGAGGAAGGGUCCAUGUGCCAAACAACUGUGAGUUUGGGACCAGGGGGGAGACAGAGGAGUCGGAGUUUGACGACCUCUUUGCAAAGAACCCAGAGGAGCUGAAGAAAGACCCCCAUACCUGCUUCUUUGAGAACCAGCAUCACGCGCACGGCUCUCGCUGGACUCCCAACUACGACAAGUGCUUCUCCUGCAGCUGCCAGAAGCGAACUGUGAUCUGUGAUCCAGUCCUCUGUCCGGUGUUGACCUGCUCCCAAACCAUUCAGCCUGAGGACAAGUGCUGUCCAAUCUGUGAUGAGAGGAGAGAGCCCAAGGACAUGAAAGUUCCAGAUAGGGUGGAUGAACAUCCUGAAGGUUGUUACUUUGAAGGGGACCAGAAGAUGCACGCCCCAGGAACCACAUGGCAUCCCUUUGUACCUCCCUUUGGCUACAUUAAAUGUGCUGUCUGCACAUGCAAGGGGUCUUCUGGAGAGGUGCACUGCGAGAAGGUGACGUGUCCGGUGUUGACCUGCAGUCAUCCAGUUAGACGUAACCCCUCCGACUGCUGUAAGGAGUGUCCAGAGGAGGAGAAGACUCCAGCAGGCCUGGAGCACAGUGACAUGAUGCAAGCAGAUGGCCCAAGGCACUGCAAAUUUGGCAAGAACUAUUACCAGAACAGUGACACCUGGCAUCCCUGGGUACCAAUGGUGGGGGAGAUGAAAUGCAUUAACUGCUGGUGUGAUCAUGGUGUGACCAAGUGUCAGAAAAAGCAAUGUCCAGUACUUACCUGCACCAACAACACCCGCACAGAGGGCGCAUGCUGUCCGGAAUGCCUUGAUCCCAAAGAGGACGGUGAUCAGAUGAUGAAAGCUCCAGACAAGAUGCGAACCAGGAGACAGUGAUUUGUGUGGACCCACAAAAACAACACCGCUCCUCUACCCAUUUAACCAAUCCUCUCUCUGACGGACCCAAACCCAGAGCUGCACACUGGGUCCCCCCCACCCCCUCCCUCACCUCACACCCACCCUGUCAUCAGCUUCAGGAUUGUAAUGAACAGAGAAGAGCAGAUAUGGAGAUAUGAUAACAAAUAUAUAUAUUUCCAAAGACUUGUUAAAUGAAGUUAUGAAGCUAUGAAGAGGACCAUCCAGACUUUUUGCCCUCUGCUUUACGAUUUCGCUGGAAUCUUCUUUUUGCUCAGUUUUUUUUUUAAACAGCUUACCAGGACUGGAAGGUAUAUAUAUAUAUAUAUAUAUGUAGAAAUAUAACACUGCUGUCCAAUGGGAUUCUCAGCUUGGUUUGAAGGACAAACUUUGGUAAGAUUGUGCCAGUUGUUUUUCUUUGACAGGGCUUCUUUUUGAAGUACAGCCAUAGCUAUUGUAGCUCUCACCGCUCUCACUGGAUACAGAGGAAAGUGUUGCUUAAAUCUGUGUGAAUGUGUAUAUGUGUGAGUGUGCUUAUAUGUGUGUGUUUUACCAGUAAAUAUGAAUGAGCAGUAAUACAGAAACACAGUUCUGGGUGGCAAAGCAGGGUUAAAAAAAA
Etheostoma cragini (Arkansas darter) is the source of this 3824-nucleotide messenger RNA. RefSeq names its product chordin (gene chrd). The transcript has 21 exons. The record is from RefSeq and is a predicted model, not a curated record. Gene Ontology annotation, biological process: multicellular organism development. Gene Ontology annotation, molecular function: protein binding. NCBI's taxonomy places the organism in Eukaryota, Metazoa, Chordata, Actinopteri, Perciformes, Percidae. The coding region runs from base 332 to 3187 and encodes 951 amino acids.